UUGGACAUUUCAGUAUUAUUCAGUCAUACAUCAAUUCGGCAAUAGAAAACAAGUGCACAUCUUCAUUCGGCAACAUGCAUUUAUUGUUGAUAGCUGUGUUGGCCCUGUUUGCCGUUGCAUCGGGUGACCCAGCAAUUAUACUAAGUGGAGGUUUAAUAUCUUCACCCUUCACAUCAGCAGCUCUUGUCGCACAACCAGCUGCACCAGUAGUAGCCCCAGCAACUCAGGUUGCAUCCUUUUCCCCACUGACUUAUUCUGCCGUGGCCUCGGUAGCACCCGUUGCCCCGGCAGCUCAGGUUGCCCCCGUGGCCUAUUCAGAUUAUAAAUAUGCUUAUGGUUCUACUUACAGUUACCAAGACUACUACCCUGUUGUCAACUCAGCUUUUUCUCUACCUUACAGCCUACCUUACGCUUAUGCCGCAGACUGGUAUUAUCGUAAAUAAUUAUGGUAUAAAUAUUUUGGAUACAUUGAACAAACCUUUUCUCGUUUGAUUUGUAUAUCUUUUUAAAAAAAAAAGAUAA
Messenger RNA from Vanessa atalanta (red admiral), 522 nucleotides. RefSeq lists its product as uncharacterized. NCBI's taxonomy places the organism in Eukaryota, Metazoa, Arthropoda, Insecta, Lepidoptera, Nymphalidae. Bases 75 to 443 code for a protein of 122 amino acids. The transcript has 2 exons. The record is from RefSeq and is a predicted model, not a curated record.